AGAAGCGGUUGUGAAAUGUAAUGUACUUAUGUUAUAUAAGCGUGUGUGUGGUGCUGAUGAAGAAAGAACACAACAAUAAUAAUAGUGACUUACAAAAGUAACAGCAGCGACGGCAACAGAAGCUGCUCAUUGCUGAAUUUUGCAGAGCUCCUUGUCUCUUUUCUUUUCUCUCUCUUUCUCUCUCUCAUCUGUUCCUCUGCAUCAGUUGUGGCCUCAUCAGAGACACAAACACAAAAAAGCUUCAGAGGGUAACCCUCUAACACUCUAAGCUUUGACACAAACAACUGAGAUAGUGAAAAGAAAGGAGAGAAUGGGAGAAGGAGGAGGGGGAAGAAGAGGGACUUCAAAGCUGAAAGAAGCAGCAAGGAAGGUGGCUGUGGCAGCAGCAUAUGCAUGUGGCUCAUUCUCGAGGAGAAAGGCUUUGGUGGAUCCAGUAUCCAUUGACACGUCUUGUAGUCUAUCUGCCACUACCUCAAUUUCUUCAUUUUUGUCUCCAUCAAGAACAAAAAAUUCCCCAGGGGAGGUAAUGGAGGAAACAGAUUCUGGUAUCAUUACCAACAUCAACAAUGAGCUUCAUGGCAAGAAUUUGUGUGCAAUAUGUUUAGAUCCUCUUAGUUACCACAGCAAGGGAAGCAGUCCUGGUCAAGCUAUAUUCACUGCUCAGUGCUCUCAUGCAUUCCAUUUUGCCUGCAUCUCUUCCAAUGUCCGCCAUGGAAGUGUCACUUGCCCCAUUUGCCGUGCCCAUUGGACUCAGCUCCCGCGCAACCUAAACAACAACCUUAGUGGGCCUUUCACUUCUUCCAACCAAAGUGAUCCCAUUCUUCGAAUCCUUGAUGAUUCCAUUGCUACCUUCCGUGUUCAUCGCCGAUCUCUUCUACGCUCCGCACGCUAUGAUGAUGAUGAUCCUGUUGAACCCGAUGACGCACCUGACAGUCCCAAGCUGAGUUUCUCUCUUGUGCCUAUUCCACCAAAUGCACCAACCAGUUAUCAUCCAGCUUUGCAAGUGACCAAACAUGCCUCAUGUCCUUGCCAUUUAUCACUCCACCCUUUAACUUGCAGCUCCUCAUCACAUGUACAAUCUCCACCAAUGCAAACACCUUAUAUCAUGUGCCCUUCCUCAAAUAGAGCCUAUCUCUCUGUGAAACUCACCCACGAACGAGCCACUGACUUGGUCUUGGUGGCUAGUCCAAAUGGACCACACCUAAGACUUCUCAAACAAGCAAUGGCUCUUGUGGUUUUCUCCCUGAGACAGAUAGACAGGUUGGCCAUUGUUACAUAUUCCUCAGCUGCGGCUCGUGUGUUCCCCUUAAGACGCAUGACAUCCUAUGGAAAGCGCACAGCCCUUCAAGUGAUUGACCGGUUGUUUUACAUGGGGCAAGCUGAUCCAGUUGAAGGGUUGAAGAAAGGGAUAAAGAUACUUGAAGACCGUGUGCACAAGAACCCCGAAUCAUGCAUCCUGCACUUAUCAGAUAAUCCUACUAGACCAUACCAUGCUGUGAGCAUGGAACUACCAUCUACUCCAAUUCAUAGAUUUCAUGUGGGAUUUGGCUUUGGCACUUCUAGUGGAUUUGUCAUACAAGAGUUUGAGGAGUUCUUGGCCAAGAUGCUGGGAGGCAUUGUGCGAGAAAUCCAGCUGAGAAUAUGUGGGGCUGGAGAGGAAGUUGGCAGUGGCAGAGUCAUAAGGAUUGGAGAGAUAAGAGGUGGAGAAGAAAGAAGGAUUCUGUUAGACCUUGGUGACUGCACUCAUGUGUAUGUGGAAUAUAGCUACAUUGAAGGUGAAAUUGAUGAGUGUGUUAGAAGGACAGGGGAAACUGUUGUAGGUGUUGGAGAACAUAAAGGUGAUGCUUCAGAAGAUGGUGAAGAAACAGUGAGGGAUAUGAACACAGGUGGUGGUGGUGGCAGGACUAGCAGUGUUGAAAGUUGGGAUUUUCAUGAUCCUUACAUGGCUAGAAGAUGGGCCAAGCAUUUGCAUGGUUAUAGACUUUGAUAUUACAACUAUUGUUUUAUGUAGACCAAUGCAUUUCUUGAGGCUAUUUUUUUCUAGGCCAUCCCUCCUGUCUUCGAUAUCUAUAGCUAGAACUGUAAUCUUAUAGAACUUGAAAAGAUUAUACAAAACAUUAUUUCUUCA
Messenger RNA from Vigna umbellata (rice bean), 2128 nucleotides. Its product is annotated as putative E3 ubiquitin-protein ligase WAVH2. The record is from RefSeq and is a predicted model, not a curated record. NCBI's taxonomy places the organism in Eukaryota, Viridiplantae, Streptophyta, Magnoliopsida, Fabales, Fabaceae.